Messenger RNA from Suillus clintonianus, 855 nucleotides. RefSeq names its product nuclear pore protein 84/107. Gene Ontology annotation, molecular function: structural constituent of nuclear pore. The coding region runs from base 1 to 855 and encodes 284 amino acids. NCBI's taxonomy places the organism in Eukaryota, Fungi, Basidiomycota, Agaricomycetes, Boletales, Suillaceae. The record is from RefSeq and is a predicted model, not a curated record. Gene Ontology annotation, biological process: post-transcriptional tethering of RNA polymerase II gene DNA at nuclear periphery; mRNA export from nucleus; regulation of DNA-templated transcription. Gene Ontology annotation, cellular component: nuclear pore; nuclear pore outer ring. The transcript is spliced from 5 exons.
AUGUCUCUCAGCUGGCAAUUAUCGAUCAUCUUCGAUGGGACAAGUUCAUUUCUAGGAACCUUUGCAACUGAACUCAGGGAUGCAAACUUUGAUCCCGAAUCAUCAUACAACAGGUAUCCUACAAUGACGCGUUUCUUCGCCCACCUCUGCCUUUAUUUGCAGAUGAUCGACAUUCCGGUGCCGUCGCUUGUGACCAAAGUCAUUCUCGAGGCUUACCUACAAGUGUUGGAGGCUGCAGGCCAACGAGAGCUGAUUGCAAUGUAUGCUGGCGCACUAGGAGACAACGCAGUCGAGCGAUAUGCGAUGUUCUUGACUUCGCUCGAACUUGCCGCGGACGUCAACGAUCGUCGAUUAGCAUUGACUCGUGCGCGAGAGAAUGGUCUAGACGUUCACAAGGUGGCGGUCGUCGUUGCCAAACGAACAAUUGAUAGAGCAUUUGAGUCUUCUGUCAUUCCGUUGCAGGCCACUCCCUCAGAUGUCGAGUUCUUGCUGCUUUGUUCCAUAGAGUGGACAGCGUUCGAGGAUGGAAUGCAUGAUACUGCGCUGGAACAGGUGACCGUCAUUUUGUGGUACUUCCUAGUGGCUUCAGGUGCCGGGAGGGUUUUGCUUGCAAAGAACCUUGUGGAGAUGCUUCCGCGUGAACUCCCCUCCAUCGACCAGCCUGAGGAACGAGCCACAGAAUACCUUCACUACAGGCAGUUCUUGACGAUCCAGGACAGUCUUGACCGUGUCGUGGAGUGCCAGAGCCUAGGGGUGUCGAUGAUGAACCGGAACACCAGGGCUGCUUGGUUAAUUGACCAGGCUUACAAUGCAGUCGUGAAACUGUUCACUUCGGAUUGGAUGAUGCCAGACUAG